AUGAAUGCAUUCAGUAAAUUAUUCAAUAACACAUAUAGCAACGAUAUAAAUGAAUUGAAAAAAGGAAAUAUUACAAAAUCUGUUCCAACGCAUACACUACUAAAAGGUGUCCAUAAAAAAUCAAAGGAAUGGGAGUUUUUAAAAGUUUCAACACAGAAAAGUAUUGAUAUUGACAAAUUAGUCAAAAGGAAUGUUAAAAAGGAGGAAUGUGCAUUAUUACUAGAGAAUGUAAAUAAAAGUGCUUGUUUUUCUAAUAAUUGUACGUUUGCACAAGUUCCCAAACAAAGUAGCUCAUUCCAUGGGCAAGAAAAAAGUAACUCCUUUACUAAAAAUGCAAAGGACAUAAAUAAUAGUGUGUAUUCAUUAUACAACGGGAACAAUUUGUUAAGUUUGUACACAACACAGAACCCAUAUUACCAUUUAAAAAAUACUUUUGUCAAAUAUGAUUCUAAUUAUCAACAUGAUUAUGCCUUAUUGAAGGGGAAAUCGAAUAAUACUACUGAAAAUGGUAUAGGAAUUUUAACCCCCGAAAAUUAUGUUUCGAAUCAAUACGUAUCUCAGGUCGAUAUACAUACAAAUGGCAAUUGUGAUAAAAGGAAAGUAGGACAUUUUUAUGAUAAAGAUAUCCGAUAUGAUGAAAAGGGUAGUAAAUUAAUAACUGAAAAUAAUGUUCCAAAUUGGGAACCACAUAAUAAUCUAAAUAACUAUGUAAAAUUAUCUUCCCUUGAUCUAAAUGUGAAAGGUGAAAAUUUGAGUAAUUAUAAUUUUUACGAGAAUGCGAAUAUUGGAAGGUCAUUAAGUCAUAUCAAUUCGAAUGAAAAGAAAAAAGAAAUUUCUGCUUAUGAAAUGGAAAUAAAAAAUGUAACACAUGAAGGGAUUACGAACGAGAUGGUAGGGACUAGGUUCGAACGAUUACCUAGUAGUGCCAGAUCUGUUCAUCUUGUUGAUGGCAGCACAGGUAACAACAACAGAAGUGAUAGUAAUAAACGUGAUGGUAACAAUUAUAGAAGCGGUAACAAUAUUAGUAGUAAUAAAAUCACAAGUACCAUAAUCUCCCCCAAUGUCUCACUGCACAGAAAUGCAGAACAGUAUCCAAAAUGUGAAAAUGGGAAUUGUCUAAGAAGAACUUUUUCCCUUAAAAAUAUUAGUAAUAAAAGUGUAAGCAAUUCAAAGAGUGGGGGAAAUAAAAUUAUCCCUUUUCCCAUUUUUUUGAAUGAAAAUAGGAAGGAAGAAGAGAAAAUUUCCAAAACGUAUUCAUCUGGAAAUGUUCUUGAAGAGGUGCAACUAUAUCGGAAGGGAAUGGAAAAUUGCCACAUAAUGAAAAAUACAAAUUUAAACAAUUAUGUCAAUCUACAAUUGAAGACAAAUGCUAACUCAUGUGAAAUGAGUAGAGGGUCUUUAGUGAAUGUCAAUCAGAAAAAAUACAUGAAUAAAAGUGAUGGUCCUAAUUUGUUACACAGGAAUAGGUUGUUCAUAUAUUCUAUGAAAAAUGAUACAUCAGUUAAUGAUAGCUAUGGCAAUUCCCUCAGUCCUAAUAGGCAAAAACUAUUUAAAAAUGUGUGUAGUAGUAAGUGUAGUAAAUGUGGUAACAGUGGUGGAAACAGUUGUGUUAGUAAAAAGGAGUUCAAUAAGGACUACAAAAUCGAAGAAGAAACACAUUUCAAUAGUUUUAAAUGUAAAAAUAAGAGCUAUUCUAACCAUAUGAACGAGGUAGUAAGAAAUAAAAAUAUAAUAAAAAAUUACAGCAAUAGCAAUUCCUUAGCUGCAUUGAAGAAAGGAAAUGUUGCUAAUAAUCAUGAUAAUGUAUCACGUUUUUAUAUGUUGAAAAAGGAAGUAAAUGACAAUGGAAAAAAAAGUAGCACACAUUUUAAUUAUCUUACUAGAGAACCAGUCCCUAUGAAUAGCACCAAAAUAUAUGACAACAAAGAAGAUUAUGAUUUGAUACUACAUAAGAACACGAACAAUGGAAAGUACAAUUUUGUGAAUACAAAUAAAUAUUGUUUUAAGAAGGAAGAAGAAGUUGGAGGCGAAAGAGACAACUGUUACAUCAUGGAAAACGUCAAAAAAAAUAUUAGAAAUGAAGAUUUUCAAAAAUAUCAUGUUUUAAAAAAGAAAUACUUCUCAAAUUUGCAUCCAAAAUUUAGUGCUACUUCGAGUGAUGUUAACAGGAUGAAGAAUGACUACAUGAUGAAUUACAAAAGAGACAACCUGUUGUUAUGUAAAGGAAAGAAACCCGUUCAACUUAUUUAUACCCCACCUUCUACGCCCAACCAUUUGUAUACUGCCAAAUGUUCAUCUUCUUCGAACCAUUUAUGCCCUGCUAUACAUCCGUCUUUUACGAACCGGCAGAAAGUUCCCACUAUAGCACAUGUGAAUAAAAAUAGCGAAGGAAUUAUUUCAAAAAAUGUAAAAAGGAUUAAUGGUGGUAGUGUUAACAUGAUUAAUGGGAACGGAAUUGGAUACAUUGUGAAUAGGCUAGAUGAUAAGAACCAUUGCGAAAAUCAUAAUGGUAGUGAAAAAAUGGAUACUCAGUAUGAUAACCAAACAAUAUACAUGACCAAUGGUAUCAUAAAUUACGGGGGAGAGAAAAUGACAGAUCUAAUAAAUGCUAAUAAACUCCAAAAUGAAUCAAAAAAAACAUAUAAAAGAAGCGUUAUAGAGAAAAACUAUUUGAAAUGUGAUAAUCACAAAGUUAAUAUUAAUGAAUGGGAUAAGCAAGGUGAAGAAAAGGGAAUAGAAAAAACAGUUGCGUAUGAGGAACUACAUGAAAAUAUCCCAAUCUAUUUAAGUAAUGUAACAUUACUAACAGGUUCGAACAGAACAAGUGAAAAGGUUAGUCCUGAUAAAUAUUUUCUUAAAAGUAAGGAACUUCUCAAUAAAAAAGCAUAUGAUAAAAAUAGCAACGUAAUUUUAGAUAUAUCCAAAGAUAUAACAUGUGCUAAUGGGACCAGUAACGCUAGUAAAACAACUGACCAAGGGUAUUAUUAUUUUGAUCAAAAUGAGAAAGGAUUAAUAAGAAUAGGAAAAAGACAAAUCAGUUUUAACGUACCCAGUGAAAAUGUGCACCUGAUAGGAAAACGACGUGAACAACUAAAUUUGUUUUAUGAGGAAAAAGAAGUGUCAAGCCCUUUCAGAAAUGUUCAAAAAAGCGGAAUUAAGGUGGACAUAAUAAAAGAAAGAAUAAAUAAAGAAACUGUGAAUGAAAAGAAAAAAAGCUUGCACUUAAAUAAACCAAUUAAUGAGAAUACAACCUGCACUGUAAAAAGAUGUAGCAUGAAGACGACAGAUGUUGAAGACAAAAAUAUGAUUCCGCUGAUGCCACAAUGGGAUUGUGCAAGUAAAGAAAGCGUACAGAAUGAAGAAAUCCAAAUGCUGAUGAGGAAUACUGAACAGCAAAUAGACGAAACUGUUAUCAAGGAUAACAAUAGUGGUAACAAUAAUGAUAGCGACAAAGGCAAUGAGUGGAUGAAUAAUUUAAAAAAUGAAAGUAAAGGAAAAAGGGAUUGCUUACCAGGAGACGAAAAUAAUAAACAGUCAUGCGAUUCUUUUUGCAAUUUUGAGAAAAAAAUAAACUCGGAUAAGGGAAAUAUGAAAAUUGUGGAAAAGAUAGGGUGCGUUACAUCAAAUACGAAUUUUUUUUUAGACGGCAUGAGAAAUAACAGUAUUAUGGUCGACAGUGACAAUCGAAAAAAUUGUGGAAUGGAAAAAAUUAUGUCAUUAAAAGGUUUCUCAGAUGAUAAAUUUAAACAAAGUAUGAACAUAGAAAGCACUGAAUUGGAAAGAAAAAAAAUAGAUGAGGAUAUUUUGAAUAUAAACAUAUAUGAAUUGGAAAACUGUGUAACGAAGUAUAGUAUGGAAAACUUAACAGACUCAUAUAUUUAUCACUUAAAUAAUAUGAAUAAGAAUACAAAAAUAAAAAGCGGCAAGGGGAAAUUAAAAAUGGGUACAUACUCUUUAAAAAAUAAAGAAAAUAAUAAUAUUUCGUCCUUAAGCAACAUUGAAAAGGGUAGUGUGAACAAAGCAUUCGUAGAGAUUGAGAAUAAAGCAGGCAGAUACAUCAAAAAAAGGGACAAUGAAUAUUACUUAAGUAAUGAAAAAUGUGAGAAAAUGAAAGUCAAUAACUUAAAAGUUUCAUAUGGAAAAUUCAACUAUCCUUUUAAUAACGAAUUAUCUACAGCAGAAAUAAAUAGCAAUAAAAAUGAAGGAGAAUGUGAUGUUGGUGUAAAGACAAAUUGGUAUUCUGAUGAUGGGAAUUCAAGUAGCAUGAUAAAUCAUAGUGUUAAUCAGUUUAAAAUGGAGAAUAAAGAAAACAGUGAUAAUUUUGACAGGAAUAAGGAAUAUAAGGAAGAACUGUUUACACUUUCUGCUCAAAAGUGGGAUACAGAAAGGUCCUAUAUGUUAAUAAAAGCCAGAGAAAAUAGUAACCAGGAAUUUUCAGCUAAUGGUGAUGAAGAAAAGAACUUGAAUGAUAUGAAAAUAAGCGAUGAGUUCGAUGGAUUUAAAGAGGAAACUAAUCAGUGCAAAUUAUAUGUGAAUAAAGACGAAACUGGUAGCAACGAUGCGAACAACAGGAACAGUGGUUGUAAUAGCCACAAGAGCUGCAAUAGUGGUAGUAGAGGCAGUAGCGGUAGUAGAGGCAGAAGCGGUAGUAGAUGCAGCAGCGGUAGUAGAGGCAGAAGCGGUAGUAGAGGCAAUGGCGGUAGUAGAGGCAGUAGCGGUUGUAGAGGUAAUAGAGAAAACUGCUGCAAUGCAGGUAAUGGACUUAAUGGACGUAAUAUGUGCAAGGCAGCUAGCAAUAAAUCAGAGGAAAAACUGAGGAAGAGACGAAGGAGAAAAGUGGCUCUACCAUGGAGCAAAGACAAUAUAGUUAAGGUUAAUUCGAAAAAUAUGUACAUAAAAAGAAAAAAUAAUAUUAUCAUAAACACAAAAUUGGCUAGAUAUGAAAGAGUAUUAAUACAUACAUGUAUUAGCAAACUGAAUUGGAAAAAGUGUAUUGACAACACAAAUAAAGGAGUGUUUUAUUGGAUAGGAUAUAAUAUAACCGAUUUUGAUCAUUACAAUUAUAUGAAAAAGAAGAAAAUUAUAAAUAGAAUACCUUCAAUGUAUAUGUAUACAAAAAAAAAGGCCUUAACAUUUUUACUUUCCCAUUUAUCCCUCAUAUUUCCGUCUUUGUAUGAUUUUUAUCCAAAUACAUUUGUAUUACCAGAAAAUAAGAAUAUUAUAAAAUAUGUUUUAAAUAGUAAUAACAAAGAUUAUUAUAUUAUGAAGCCAGAUUGUGGUAGUAUGGGUAUAGGGGUAAAAGUAAUUCAUAAAUACAAUGACAUUAAUAUAAAUAUACUAAAUGGGUAUAACUGCUACAUAAUUCAGAAAUAUAUAGACAAUCCUUUGUUGAUGUAUAAGAAGAAAUUUGAUUUUCGCAUUUAUAUUUUAUUGCUUCCAGGAAAAAAUUAUCCUAAAAUAUAUUUGUCAAAAGUUGGUUUUGCUAGGCUGUGUACUGAGGAAUAUAAAAAAAAAAGAAGAUAUAUGUGCAAUACUUAUAUACACUUAACUAACUAUAGUAUCAAUAAGGAUAAUGAGAAGUAUAUAAGAAAAAAAAAUAUUCAUGAUAAAAACAAUAAUAAACAAUUAUUAAGUGAUGUUUUUAUUUAUUUAAAAAAUAAUGGAUAUGAUAUAGAUGAUAUAUGGAGACAAAUAAAAAAAAUUACGUGUUUAACUUCUUUAGCAAUUUAUUCUUACAUUAAAGAAAAAAUAAAGUAUAAUUUUAAUAAUAAUUUUUACUUUUAUCAAUUAAUCGGAUUAGAUAUACUGCUGGAUGAUAAUGGAAAAGCGUGGUUAUUAGAAGUUAAUUCUAAUCCUUCCUUAAGAAUUGAUUACAUAGAUCCAAGCUACACCAAUUUUGAAAUACAAUUAGAAAGCAUGUUUGACAGGUAUGUUAAGGAACCGGUAAUAAGUGAAAUGUUUUUAAUAGUAUAUCAGAAAAUUUAUAAAAAAUAUUUGAAAAAAAAGAACAAAAAGUGUACAGCCCUAUGUAUUAAUAACAAAAUAGAGAAAAAAGACAAGCAUAAUAACAUAUUCAAUGAUAAUAAAAAUAAAAAAAAAACAGAAAAAAUGAACAUACGAAAAGGAUUCAAACAUGACACUUUUAUUACCUUGAAUAAUAGGAAUAUUAAAAAUUUUGUGGACAAUAAAAGAAAAAUUAAUGAAAAAGAUACAUCUAGUAGCAUUUAUUUAUCAAAGGAGAAUCUCAAGUCAGUCAUAGAUGGUAAUAACAAAACAAAUAAAAAAAGCACCUCCAUUGUGCAUAGUGAUGUAAGCAAAAUUAUUUCAAAUAAUAGAAAGAAUUACCCGAAAAGAGAAUGUGGUGCCUCACUGUCUCGUAAUAAACAAUAUGAUUUAUCAAGAAACUGCAACAUUAAUAGUUUGCAAAAGGGAAAUAUAGGAAAUAAUGAUCAGCUGAUGUGUAGUUCGAUAAAAAAAAAAGGAAAAACGAAAAAUAAUGUAUACUUAAAAAAGGAAAAUAUGAGUAACGUUGACACAUGCGUUGAUGAAAAUGAUAUCGGAAGUUUCAGUUUGUCCAAUGAAAUGGAUGAUGAGGGGGAUGGAGGAGUAGAAGAAGAACAAGGAGGACAAGGACGAAGAUGUGAUCAGUUUAAAGGAGACAAUCAUGAAGGGUCCACGGAAGGGUACACACAGAAAAAAAAGAAUAAAAGUAACGGAGAAACAAUAUCAAAGGAAAAAACCACAUCGAAUCAAAAAAAUCAGGCAAUCGAAAAUAAGAAAAACCUUUCAAGUCCGUCAAGCAGAAACAAUAAUUGUUAUGUAAACAAGGCAUUGCAGAAAAUUGAUGUCCAUGGUUAUGACGAUGGUAAUGAUAAUAAUCGUGAGAAUUUUCUUGAUGAAGAACAAAAAAUGAAUGUUAUAAACAAUUUAGCAAAGCAGCAUAUCGAAAUGUAUGAUGAAGGGGAGUGCUCCUUCUCGAAUAACAAAAACGUGUAUAAAGUGUCAGGUCUGGAUUAUGAAGAUAAUGAUGUACAAAAUGGUAAAUGUGGAAAAUCAAAUUUCGCGGAAGGAAUAGAAGGCGAUGGAAGUAGUGCUUAUGCAUACAACUUCUACAAUAGCUGCAGCAGCUACAGCAAUUACAGCAGUUACAGCAGUAACAGCAAUUGUGGGAAUUACAGCGGUGACGAUAGAAAGGACAUCAGUGAUAAGCAUGUGGAAAACAAUUUCAUUAACCAGUUGAGUGAAAGAGAAAAAAAUGAUGCGUUGAGGAAUAGAAGUAAUAAACGUGGAGACAUACGAUACACUAGGAAAAGAGAGAAAGAUUGUCUUGAUGAAGAAAUGGAAAAAAAGUGCAGUUAUAACGAACUUUUAAAAAGUGAAAAGAAAUUAAUGGAUUCUAGCAUUUUAAACAAGGAAACAUAUGUACAGAUUGAUAAUCAAGAAGAUAUUGAGUUUGAUAAAUUUUUACAUGAUGACAUAGAAACAUAUAAAUCAAUUUACAGAAACAUUAGUGAUAGUGUGUAUAAAAAGAAAAUCGAAAAUUUCAUUAUGAUUAGAAGUAACUUAUAUAAAUAUAUGAACUGCUUGAAUGUACUUGGGAUUAGAUAUAUUAACAAUAAUGACAUAAACAAUUUUGAAGAAUUGUACAAUAAAAAUAUUUCAUUUAACCUCAAAAAGACAUACACAAAGGUUAGAAAAGACAUUUUACAUCCGUUAAAAAAUAAUGUGUUAGAAAAGAAUGUAUAUAUAAAUUUAAAAAAAGAAGCGAGCAAAUAUUAUAACGAAAUGAAAAUAUACAAUGAUUGUUAUUUUUUAUUCGAUUUUAUUUUAAAAAAAUAUGAUAAUAAUUUAAAGAAAAACAAUAAAAAGGUUGAAUAUUAUAUUGACAAAAAUACAUUCCUCUGUAUGUGUGCAGAUAUAAAAAUAAAUAAAAUAAUUGAAAAUAUAGACAUUCCUUCUAGUACUUACAACAAUUUAUUCGAAAUUAAUAAGAACUCUCAUGAAAACCAAAUGUAUCAAAUUGUUAAAGAAGCUUUGAAAAAUAAAAAUUAUGAUAACAGUAAUAAUGGAAUGGAAAAAAAAAGGUAUAUUAAUGCUGAGAAUUAUUCUAAGUGCUUCAGCUUUCGAAAUCCCGCUAAUUUAUCAAAUGACGCUAUUUCAGAAGAUAGUGUUCACAAGCACAAAAGCAAGGAUGGAGAAAUAGGAAGAUAUUCUUCUCUCUGCAACAGCGUGAAUCGUGUAAAAAUGGAAGAAGUGAUGCAUAAUAAGAGGGGAACUCCAUUAGUGGAUAAAAACAAAGCAAGCGGAAAGGCUACUUGUAAUGGCAAUAGUAAGGAGGGUAAUAGAAGUGAUAGUAACCGUUGCAAUAAAAUCAUUGGUAAUAAUUCGUAUUACUCCUCCAUGUUUUGCCCGUUUUCCCUAGCUCCAACUUCAAACAAUCUGAUGAAUUUUAACACGAUAGGAAUUAACAGCACGAAAUACAAAGGUAAAAGAAAAAAGAAAAUGAACAUUUAUGACCUGGAAUAUUUAUUUACAAGACAAGUAUUCUUCAGCAAGUAUAUUAACAAAAAUCAAGGAUUAACAGUUAUCGACUUUUUUUUACUAAUGCAACAAGUAGCUCUUUUAAUAUUUCCAUUUAUUAGCUAUGUUAGUUCGCACAAUGUCUUAUACCCUUAUAAUAGUGUAGCUUUUGAUGAAUUAAGCAACCAAGAAAACAAUUUAUUUGCUAACGGAACUAACGAUACGGGGAUUGGUAAUGUGAAAAAAUAUGUCAAGAAUAAAAAGAAAGGAGAAAAGGAUGCAAAUAAUAAUACUCAUUUAAAAAGGGAAAAUAAUUGUAACUACCUCAUGAAUUCGUCAAAAAAGGACGUUAAUAAUUUUCUUGAGAAAGGAAGAGAGGUAUUAUAUGGGCCUCUUAAUCCAGAAUUGAGUAGAACAAACUGUACCAAUAAUGCAAUUCACAAUAUAGAGGGGAGAAAAAAAAAAAAUUAUUUAUGGCAUAAAAAUGUUUGCAGCAAUAUUUACAAUUUGUAUGAGUAUAUUCAAAUAAGUGUUAACCCCACUGUUAAAAAUGCUUGCUUGGAAACUUUUUUAAAUUUUAUUUUUAAUAAAUAUGGAAUAACACAACAUUCGUAA
Molecule: messenger RNA, 9135 nt
Organism: Plasmodium gonderi
Lineage: Eukaryota; Apicomplexa; Aconoidasida; Haemosporida; Plasmodiidae
Product: tubulin--tyrosine ligase
Exons: 1
Coding region: 1-9135 (3044 amino acids)
Biological process (GO): protein polyglutamylation; microtubule cytoskeleton organization
Cellular component (GO): cilium
Molecular function (GO): tubulin binding; tubulin-glutamic acid ligase activity
Source: RefSeq, a predicted model, not a curated record